AUGGCGGGACGGGCCGCGAUGCGAACCCCUGAACCGCCCGACCGCGACGAACGCGAAGCUUCGCCACCGCGACUGGCAAGACCGAAACGCAUCACCAGACCACCCCGAAUCUAUGCUCAAGAACAAGAAAUCGACAAUGAACAGAGGCAGACGCGACCUCAGCAAAAGAAGAGGACUGGACCCGAAUCUCAGCCUGAUAGGGCAACUUCGGAUGGCUCCGCGACCGAGAGCGACAACCUCGAUGUGAACGAUUUGGUGAAAGAGAUCGCCAAACUCAGGACAGAAAUCAGACUACGAGACGAGUUGCACAAGGAAGAACUACAAAAAGCCAAAGCAGAGUUCGGUGCUGCCCUCGCCGGGGUCCGGCACGAGCUACAGAACCUGACAGACAGGACCCCGACAUCGCAGUGCAACUCCGAAGCGUGCGCCCAGACUGGUCACGAUGAAAUCCUCCGAGAAAUCCAAUUCCUACGUGAAGAAAUCAGCGCUCCCGCUUUCACAGGUUCCCCGUCCUAUGCCGAUGUCGCCCGCACUCCCCCGCUCAGCCACCCGAGUAAUAUACGGAGCCUCUCGACAUCGAACACAACACCAACCACGUUCACCGACACACUCUAUUGCACAAUCGACACCUCCAGGAUGGCAGAGAACGAAAACGAGAGGAUGUCUGCAGGCUCUAUCCGGGCGGCAGUGGAGACAGAGAUCCGAGCGACGGCAGACCACACGCAUCGGCGUUGUCGCGCCGUCACUGUGGACCCGAAGAACACGAACCGGAUCAGAAUAGCGUGCCGCGACGAAGCCGAGCACCAGCUGAUCAAAAAAGUGGCGGAAUCCCAAAUCGGUGCGGGGGCACGGGUGCUUCGGGAUGAGCUUUACCCUAUCAAAGUUGACAGCGUUAACAAAGCCGUAGUUCUGGAUGAAAAAGAUGAGAUCCGUGCCGGAGCAGCAGCAGCCUUUAGCGAGGAGAACGAAGCCACCGUUGCGAAAGUCGCAUGGCUUAGCAAGAGGGAGAGCGCAAAAGCAUAUGGGUCAAUGGUCGUCUACCUCACUAAAGGUAGUGACGCACGGAGACUGCUAGCCGACGGGUUCUUCCAUGCUGGGGGAGAAUCCGGCGUGACCAGCACCUUCGAGCAUCGACCACGACCGAUGCAAUGCUAUAAGUGCUAG
Messenger RNA from Penicillium soppii, 1164 nucleotides. RefSeq lists its product as uncharacterized. The transcript has a single exon. Lineage: Eukaryota; Fungi; Ascomycota; Eurotiomycetes; Eurotiales; Aspergillaceae. Bases 1 to 1164 code for a protein of 387 amino acids. The record is from RefSeq and is a predicted model, not a curated record.